Molecule: messenger RNA, 2444 nt
Organism: Olea europaea var. sylvestris
Lineage: Eukaryota; Viridiplantae; Streptophyta; Magnoliopsida; Lamiales; Oleaceae
Product: chaperonin 60 subunit beta 4, chloroplastic-like
Exons: 14
Biological process (GO): protein refolding
Cellular component (GO): chloroplast stroma
Molecular function (GO): ATP-dependent protein folding chaperone; ATP binding
Source: RefSeq, a predicted model, not a curated record
CCAUUGCCUGCAGUUGCCUUCACCAGCAAAUCACUGCCUAUUAGGAUUACCAAGAAACCCUCAGGUUCCUUGUUGAAUGCUAGCGCCAUGGCUAAAGAACUGUAUUUCAACCAUGAUGGUUCAGCCACCAAAAAACUCCUGGCAGGGGUUAAUAAGGUAGCACAGCUGAUUGGUGUUACUUUGGGUCCAAAGGGAAGGAAUGUGGUAUUGCAAAACAAGUACGGACCUCCCAAGAUUGUCAAUGAUGGUGAAACUGUUCUUAAAGAGAUUGAGCUGGAGGAUCCUCUUGAAAAUGUGGGAGUAAAAUUGGUGAGGCAAGCUGGGGCAAAAACAAAUGAUCUUGCUGGCGAUGGUUGCACUACCUCCAUAGUGCUAGCUCAGGGUCUUAUUGCUGAAGGCAUAAAGGUUACUGCAGCAGGAAUGAACCCAAUUCAGAUCUCGCAUGGGAUUGAGAAAACCGCUAAAGCCCUCAUUUCUGAACUAAAAUUAAUGUCCAAAGAGGUUGAGGAUCAUGAACUUGCAGAUGUUGCUGCUGUUAGCGCAGGAAAUGACUAUGCUGUGGGGGAUAUGAUUUCCGAUGCUCUCCGACAAGUAGGAAGAAUGGGUGUUGUCACAAUUGAGAAAGGGAAUUAUGCUGAAAACAGUUUACGAAUUGUUGAAGGAAUGCAGUUUGAUCGUGGAUAUUUGUCUCCUUAUUUUGUCACUGACCGUCAAAAGAUGACAGUAGAGUUUUAUGAUUGCAAAUUGCUAUUGGUUGACAAAAAAAUCUCAAAUCCAAGGGAGUUGUUUAAGAUAUUGGAGAAUGCUGCCAAAGAUAAGUACCCCAUUUUGAUAGUUGCAGAGGGCAUCGAGCAGGAAGCUCUGGCUCCGAUAAUUAGGAACAAAUUGAGGGGCGUAUUGAAGGUAGCUGCGAUUAAAGCUCCUGCAUUUGGUGAGCGCAAAAGCCACUAUUUGGAUGACAUUGCCAUCUUGACAGGAGGAACUGUUAUCCGGGAUGACAUGGGAUUGACACUUGAAAAGGUUCACAAAGAUAUGUUGGGGUCAGCUUCUAAAGUUGUAGUAACUAAGGAUUCUACAUUAAUGGUUACAGAUGGGCGUACACAAGAAGCUGUUAAAGUAAGAGUUUCUCAGAUCCAAAGGCUUGUAGAGAACACUGACGAAAAAUUUCAAAAGAAAAUACUGAAUGAACGUAUAGCCAGAUUAUCAGGUGGGAUAGCAAUUCUUCAGGUGGGAGCACAAACACAGAUCGAGUUGAAGGAUAAACUACUAAGAGUUGAAGACGCUCUAAAUGCAACCAAGGCAGCAAUUGAGGAAGGAAUAGUAGUUGGCGGUGGUUGUUGCCUCCUCAGGCUUUCUACAAAGGUUGAUAGUAUCAGAGAACAUUUGGACAAUGACGAGCAAAAAAUAGGAGCAGACAUUUUAAAAAGAGCCUUGGCCUAUCCUGCAAGACAGAUAGCCAAAAAUGCUGGUGUAAAUGGAAACACUGUCAUACAGGAGGUUCUGUCAUCAGACGACAUAAGGUAUGGAUACAAUGCUGCAAAAAAUAGAUAUGAGGAUUUGAUGGCUGCUAGAAUACUGGAUCCUUCGAAGGUUGUUAGAUGUUGCUUGGAGCAUGCGACAUCUGUUGCCAAGACCUUUUUGACAUCUGAUGCAGUAGUUGUUGAAAUUAAGGAACCUGCACCUAAACGUAUAAGAAAACCAAUGCCAACCUCAGGUAUUGGACCAAUUGGCAUUUAAUUUACAAAUACGUAUAAAGCUACAAUAAUCUGGCUUCCUGGUGUACAUCUUCAACCAUUUCUAUCUACAGACACAUGCAAAAAAUAUGAUCAGAUAAGACUCAGCAAUGUUACUGAUGCCAGUAAAAUUACAAUAUUCCUGACGGAGCUUUCACCAAAUGUUCAAGUUCAUUGGUCCAAGGUAGGUAAAACAAAACAGAAUGUUCUGUCCAUCGAGUGGACAUACAGAAAGGUACCUGGCAGUAGUUGGAAGCAAACAUACACAGCGACUGAAUAUUAUAAAUUCUCUGUACAGCAAAUUGCAUUAGCACUGCUAUUGGAUGAAAAGUAGCCUGUGGUAAGUUUUUUAUGUAAUCUUCGUCGAAAAUUAAAGGCUGGGAUUGGUGAAAAGUUUCAAUCGAGUCACCUGCAUUCUUGAUACAGAUGUUGAAAGGAUAUCUUAAAUGUGUUGAGCUGUUCAAGGCUGAAUUAAGGACUAUGUAAUAGUGAACAAAUAAUUUUCCCAUUAGAAUUCACAUACUCGUUAGACUGCAAAGAAAAUGAAGUUUGUAAAAAGGGAAUUCUCUGACAUGUACGAGUUCUGUUAGGUUGGACUGGGACCCUAUUAGAGUAGAUGAUUAAACAUGGUGGGUCCCGACCAACAUGUCUAUUUCAUGUUGAUCCCUCAACUUUAAUUUGUUUCAACUAGAUCACAUAACUUAUAUUUUA